Molecule: messenger RNA, 300 nt
Organism: Triticum turgidum subsp. durum (durum wheat)
Lineage: Eukaryota; Viridiplantae; Streptophyta; Magnoliopsida; Poales; Poaceae
Source: the annotation of a GenBank genome assembly
AUGGAGUCUGCGCCGCACGUAAAAUUCCCCAAUCCAUUCCCGUGCGCCUCUCCGUUUCCCAGUCCCAGACGCCCGCAUCCACCGGAACCCAAGGCGACCAGGUCGACAUGCCGCGGAUUCAGAGCAGUGUGCGAGGUGUCCGGGAGGAGAGCGGUUUCAGGGAUGGCUCUUCUUGGCGCCGCUGCCUCUUGCGCGAAUCUCCUCGCCGUACCCAUGCCGGUGCAGGCAGCAAUGCUGGAGCCCGAUGUCAUCAGGUACUGCGUGUUGCCUGGUUAUGAACUACUACUGCCCCGUUACUGA